This is a messenger RNA of Manihot esculenta (cassava), 1123 nucleotides long. RefSeq names its product gamma carbonic anhydrase 1, mitochondrial. Lineage: Eukaryota; Viridiplantae; Streptophyta; Magnoliopsida; Malpighiales; Euphorbiaceae. The record is from RefSeq and is a predicted model, not a curated record. The transcript is spliced from 5 exons. The coding region runs from base 158 to 973 and encodes 271 amino acids.
UCUUUGGUAAUUCAAUAUGCACGAAAACCCCAUUUUGCCCUUCUACUAGUCUACUUCCCCAAAAUUCAUCUAUUUUCACCUGCAAAGCUUCGUUCUUAUUCCCAUUAGAGUAUAGUGAUUAGUGAAAUCUCGCAGUACAAACCGAUCAUAGAAUAGGAUGGGAACUCUUGGCAGAGCCAUAUACUCCGUCGGAUUCUGGAUUCGCGAGACGGGCCAGGCCCUUGAUCGUCUCGGCUGUCGCCUCCAGGGCAACUAUUACUUCCAAGAACAAUUGUCGAGACAUCGAACUCUCAUGAACGUAUUUGAUAAAGCUCCUGUAGUUGAUAAGGAUGCAUUUGUGGCUCCUAGUGCCUCUGUCAUUGGUGAUGUUCAAAUUGGAAGAGGAUCAUCUAUUUGGUAUGGAUGUGUUUUGAGAGGUGAUGUGAACAGCAUUAGCAUUGGAUGUGGAACUAACAUACAAGAUAACUCCCUUGUGCAUGUGGCAAAAUCUAACCUAAGUGGGAAGGCUCUACCAACUAUAGUUGGGGACAAUGUUACUGUAGGCCAUAGUGCUGUUCUACAUGGCUGCACUGUUGAGGAUGAGGCUUUUGUUGGUAUGGGAGCAACACUUCUUGAUGGUGUUGUUGUACAGAAACAUGCCAUGGUUGCUGCUGGAGCCCUUGUAAGACAGAACACAAAGAUCCCUGCGGGAGAGGUCUGGGGAGGCAAUCCAGCAAAGUUUCUGAGGAAGCUAACUGCUGAAGAGAUAGCCUUUAUUUCUCAAUCAGCAACCAAUUAUUCCAAUCUAGCACAGGUUCACGCUACUGAGAAUGCUAAGCCUUUUGAUGAGAUUGAAUUUGAGAAGGUGCUUCGCAAGAAGUUUGCUCGUCGGGAUGAAGAGUAUGACUCAAUGCUGGGUGUUGUUCGUGAAAUUCCCCUUGAACUUACUCUUCCACAGAAUAUCCUACCAGAUAAAGCACCCAAGGCAACUUAAGGGACUUUAAAAAAAAAUAUAUAAAUUAUAACGAGGUGUUGUUUCUUAAAAGUUCAAAGAUUGAGAGUUGAGUUCAAAGAUCUUUGUUGUUUUUGCUAAUUCAUGAAGGGACCACAUUCUUUCAUAAUAAUACCAAACACGUUUGUGGCA